Messenger RNA from Cucumis melo (muskmelon), 740 nucleotides. RefSeq lists its product as uncharacterized. NCBI's taxonomy places the organism in Eukaryota, Viridiplantae, Streptophyta, Magnoliopsida, Cucurbitales, Cucurbitaceae. Gene Ontology annotation, biological process: mRNA splicing, via spliceosome. Bases 233 to 496 code for a protein of 87 amino acids. Gene Ontology annotation, cellular component: U2 snRNP; precatalytic spliceosome. The transcript is spliced from 4 exons. The record is from RefSeq and is a predicted model, not a curated record.
UCUACACGUUUCAACUUUGUUUGAUAUAUCAACAGAUUUUAUUUCAAACAUAAUUUUAAAAUAUUUUUGAAAGGUCAAAAAGAUAAUAUUAUCUAUAUAUUUAUUAUUUUUUGGAUAAAAGAAGUACGUAGAAUUUUGACGGUGUCUUAUGUGACCUUGCUCGUUCUGUAGUGAAUUUAAGAAUCGGAUCGCGCCAUUUUUCUACUCCUAUCGGUUCUUCCCCAAUUCGAACAUGCAGGCCAGCGAUAGAUUUAACAUUAAUUCCCAGCUUGAGCACCUGCAGGCUAAAUAUGUGGGAACUGGGCAUGCUGACUUAAAUAGAUUUGAAUGGGCCGUGAACAUUCAGCGCGAUAGCUAUGCAUCAUAUGUUGGACAUUAUCCCAUUCUAGCUUACUUUGCUAUAGCAGAAAAUGAAUCCAUUGGAAGGGAACACUACAAUUUUAUGCAGAAAAUGCUGUUACCUUGCGGCCUCCCUCCAGAAAGGGAAGAUGAUUGAGAUUUGAGAUGUUAUGAGGUCGUACCGUAAUUAGAGUUGUAAACUCUGGAUCGUUAUGUGGGCUCAAAGAGCAUUUUCUUUUGUUAGAUAACUCUGCUACAAAGUGACUAAUGGGAAAUGCGAACUAUUUUAUCUUGUAAUGCUCUUGUUUGAUGAAGAAUCAGUUUCCAACUAAUCUACAGGACUAUAUACUGUAAUCUAUCAUUCUCAUCAUUUAUUUCAAGUAAAAGGUCUAUUUCGGUUA